CCUGCAUCCCUCUCGGGCUGUGACUUCCUCAAGACUGCGAUAAUGACUGACCUUAACGAUUGCAGCUACUCCCGCGAGGAGUGCAUAGCAUCAGUCCGCGACUAUUACAAGUUUCUAGCUACGAUGUAUCUCCACGAAGAGGACAUCAUUUAUCUCCCAGAGGGAGGUUGGGCUACCAUUUCAUCGGAAUCGUUUCAAGACAUGAAUAAGACAGCUGAGGUCAUUUCUCUCUUGCGCCAGCUACCCUACAUUCGUGCCCCGAGUAAUCCAAUCAAUCAGGCCCAGGGUGCUCCUUGGUGCCGUUUCGCUGAUUGGCAACAUACUGGCGCCCGUAUCGAACGUGGCAUGGAUGGUCAGGAUCUAAAAAUCAUGUCGGAGGGUUCUGAUAUCUACGACAACGCACCAUCCCACGUGAUUGGUUGUGGUCUCACAAAAGGUGGCCGCGAAAAUUAUGUUUUCAUUUUGGAUACGGAGCUUGGCAUAAUCUACUGGUCAGAAUGCCCAGGCGAGAUCUCAGACAAUCCCUCCUACGACCACCCGAAAGUCCUCGACGAUCCUCAUGAGUGGGCCCCAGAGAACGAAGCCGACUGGCGUGGCGGUGCCGCUGGCUGGACCGUAAAGGGUUUCUUCGAAGUCCUCAAAGAUCAGUCCUUAAAACUGAAAUUCAUCCCCACCAGUCUACUGUAUGUUAUCGACGUAUACGCGUGGCUCAUACCAGACUCGGGCGGCUUGGUGGAAAGACUACAGGGUAUAUAUCGCCAACAUGGCUGGCCUGACCUGGACAAUUUUCAGAAGCAGGAGUGCUUAGAAGCCGUGGAGACCACAUUGGAGCAACAGCACCGUACGGAUGGAUAA
Colletotrichum phormii is the source of this 855-nucleotide messenger RNA. RefSeq lists its product as uncharacterized. The coding region runs from base 43 to 855 and encodes 270 amino acids. The transcript is spliced from 2 exons. The record is from RefSeq and is a predicted model, not a curated record. NCBI's taxonomy places the organism in Eukaryota, Fungi, Ascomycota, Sordariomycetes, Glomerellales, Glomerellaceae.